Molecule: messenger RNA, 966 nt
Organism: Lycium barbarum (goji berry)
Lineage: Eukaryota; Viridiplantae; Streptophyta; Magnoliopsida; Solanales; Solanaceae
Exons: 2
Coding region: 1-966 (321 amino acids)
Source: RefSeq, a predicted model, not a curated record
AUGGCCAUGGAAGCCUGGGAUCGCUUGCGUGACAUCUUCCAAGACCAUCAAAACUCCCGUGCCGUUAUGCUCGAACAAGAGUUUUCCACAACUAGGAUGGAAGACUUCCCGAACACGUCUGCGUAUUGUCAAAGGCUCAAGAGCAUCUUCGAUCAGUUAAAAAAUGUGGGGGCUUCGGUUUCCAAUUCCCGCCUUGUUCUUCAGCUUGUUUCGGGUCUCACCGACGCAUUCAAGGGUGUGGGAAUGCAGAUUCGCCACAGCAAACCAUUUCCUCCUUUCACCGAGGCGCGCUCAUCAAUCGUUCUGGAGGAACGAGAACAGGCGAUGCAGACGGUCCACUCUACUCCUUCGGCGAUGGUGGCUGCCACAGGUGGCGAGGGUUCGACUUCUAUUUUUGAUAAUACUCACUCGUCUGGUCAUGCUGUGACUAACAGGGGAAAAAAUAACAACAACAAAGGCCGCAAUUCUGGCCGUCGGAACGGCGCUGGCCGUGGAAACGGUGGCGGCAAAGGCAGCCGUGGCGGCAGCCGUGGUCACAGUGACGGAAAUUCCCAGCCACCGCCAGGCAGCUGGCUGCGUCACCCGUCUCCUCACCCGUGGCAGCUUCCAAAUUAUGCUUGGAGAUGGAUGCCACAAUGGGCCGUGCCACCUUGCCCGUAUCCGUCAACUUGGCCGACGUCUUCGCAAGGCCCCUCGGCCAAACAGCCGGGAAUUCUCGGCCCUACUCCCCAGCCUCCGCAGCAGGCAUUUGCUGCUGCCCCGUACCAGCAGAUGUAUGCCCCAUCUUAUGCUCCAACGGACAUCGAAUCAGCAAUGCAUACGAUGACUAUGAAUCCUCCGGACCAGAAGUGGUACAUGAACACCGGUGCCAAAUCUCACAUGACAUCCACGAAUGGUUUUUGCUCCCAAAAUCCCCUCAAAACACUGAAUCCUCUUCCCUUAAAACACUCUAAUCAGAUCCUCUAA